AUGGACCGGACAAUAACACAUGCCAUCGACCCAGAUGGUGAAGUGAUAAUAAUAUUGUGUAAUGCAAAUGCCCACUUUGCGGAGUGUUACGGUGAUCAAGACGCCAUCGCCGAGAUGCUUGCUCAGGAGGCUACUGUGGAAGAGAAAGACCACGUACAGUCUCAGGUUGAGAGGGCUGAUGAUGCGGCUGAAGAUGGUUGGGGCUCUUCUGUGAAGCAGUCGAAAAAAAGUAAGAAGAAUUUGAAAAAGGCAAAAAAUAAGUCGAGAAGUUUCGUUCCUAUUGAGGCCGACGAACCUGAAGGAGGGCCUGUUGACGAGACCGAACCCGAGCCUGUCGACGUGCCUGUCGACGUGCCUGUUGAUGUGCCUGUUGAUGUGCCUGUUGAUGUGCCUGUUAAUGUGCCUGUUGAUGUGCCUGUUGACGAGUCUACGCAGAAAACCGACCAAUAUCAGUCUGAAAAUAACGUCUAUAUCCAAGUAUCCGCUAAGCAUCUAAUGCUUGCAUCUCCCGUAUUCAAGUCACUGCUCACCGGCCCUUGGAAGGAGAGCGUCACCUUUUCCCAAUUGCAAAAAGGCUCCGUCGAAAUCACUGCAGAGAGCUGGGAUGUCGACGCUUUCUUGAUUUUGCUAAGAAUCAUUCAUUGCCAGUUCAAUCACAUACCCCGCAAGCUGAGUCUCGAAAUGCUUGCCAAAAUCACAGUCAUAGCAGAUUACUACGAAUGCAAAGAAGUCGUGCGAUUUUUCUGCGAUAUGUGGAUCGAGGCCCUCGAGGGAGCAUACCCCAAGGAGUAUUCUCGGGACCUGAUAUUGCGGCUUUGGAUAGCAUGGUUUUUUCAGCACUCUUCUCAGUUUAAAGCAGUGACUUCGAUCGCUAUGUCGCAUAGUGACGGUCUCAUCAUUAAUCUACGACUUCCGAUUCCUGACCGAGUCAUCGAUAAAAUGAACCUGCGUAGACAGGAAGCCAUCGAAAACGUCAUUUGUCAACUGUAUGAGAAACAAGACGCUUUCCUGUAUGGUACUCGAGGCUGCUGUUUUGAGUGUAGCUCAAUCAUGUACGGCGCUCUCUCCAAGAAUAUGCAGUCCACUGGUCUACUGUCUCCAAAGCCUAUAACCCCAUUUUUACGCAUGAGUUACAAUCAGCUUGUGCAGAAGGUGUCGUCGUUCAAGUCACCAACUUGGUACCAGUCGUCCUAUAGGCUUCACUCCUGUAAUGAUGUCCAUUUUCUAUGCCUUUUUCCUGGGUUGGAACCACUCAACGGCUUUGAUCUGCCGGAGCUGAUUAUGGAGUGA
Messenger RNA from Talaromyces marneffei, 1290 nucleotides. RefSeq lists its product as uncharacterized. The coding region runs from base 1 to 1290 and encodes 429 amino acids. Gene Ontology annotation, molecular function: protein binding. Lineage: Eukaryota; Fungi; Ascomycota; Eurotiomycetes; Eurotiales; Trichocomaceae. The record is from RefSeq and is a predicted model, not a curated record. The transcript is spliced from 2 exons.